Molecule: messenger RNA, 15519 nt
Organism: Porites lobata
Lineage: Eukaryota; Metazoa; Cnidaria; Anthozoa; Scleractinia; Poritidae
Source: the annotation of a GenBank genome assembly
AUGGCGCAAGCGUUUGACCACCACCGCAGAAAAAUGCACUCUCUCCUGACUCUCUUUUUGGUUGUUUCUAUUUGCAAGGUAAGACCUUUUUUACUUUCUGUUCAUUGCUGCGUUUACAAGUAUCGGCGAUCUCAGUUUUGAGUGACCGAAAUCGGUAUUUAGCAAACUCGUUUAAACUGACAAAACAAAAAAUGGGUUGAAUACAGCCGUGAAAUAUCGUAGUUCGCAAAUGCUCUGUUAAGACUAACAUCAUCUAAACGAAAAAUGUAAGCUGUAUUCUGACUUACAAACGUCUUUAGAAACGUGGUUCAACUUGCAGCUUAUCUGGAGCAUAAAACGUUAGGAUUGUAUGCAUGAACCGCAGGUGUGGUUAAACUGAUAUUAACGCCAGUAAUCUGAAAUUAUUCAGUUUUAGUCUUUUUCAGCAGUUGAAUUAACAUUGUAAAUACAGAGACCACCAUGUAUUGCUACGAUUAAAAUUUCCCAUUUUUAUGAAAUGUUUUUCGGCAAAUUGGUAAUCUUAGAAAGAAUUAACACAUCAACAACGGUAUUCAAAGGAUUAAAUAAAUACUAAACUUUUAUCCGAAGCUCACUGACGCAACAACCAAAUUAUAUUUUCGUAAGCUUGCCCCUUUUUUAUGUCCCAUAUCAUCUUCCUUUCUUGAGUUUUGGGGUAUUUGUUCGUGAAGUUAAAAAUUUGAGACACAGUUGCUGUGUUUUCUGCAUGGUUCGGAUCAAUUUUCGUGUCUAAAUUAUUCAUUGUGUUAAAAGCAACUUACAGCAUCAGUAAAAAAGACUCAACGUGAAGUUCACUACGCGUGACUUCUUAAUUAUCUAGUAGGUAUGUUUUCGUAAUUGAUCAUCGAAUUGUUAUAUUCAGAUCCAGGUUAAGCGUCAUCGACAUCCAUCUAUCAGGAUUUUCGUUGCCGAAUUUUCUUUCACGACACCUACUUACUACUAGAUACGAAUUAUGUCUCUGGUUGGAAACACACCUCUGUGACAAAACUAGCCAGUGAUAAUUUAGCUUCCUAGCGAUUUAAGAGUCGGCAAAUAGUUUGUUUCUACCCGGCUGGUGUAUGUUUUGCUUCCCCGGUCACUUUCUAUCACAAUGUGUGACUUCUACAAGACCAGUGCAUUUCGCUGUUCAGAGGGAACAGUUAAUCAAUCUCGAGUAAAAAAGUGUAAAUCGUUUAGUUCUUCUAGCCAGAGCAAUAUGUAAAAGGUGUUCAAAGUUAUCAUGCCGGUAAAGAUAAUGGCCUGCCACUCCUUUCCGUUUUUAUUGGAGAUACACAACUAAGAAAAACCCAGAGGGAAAUAAACCAACCCAGAGACGUUUUCUUCAAGAACCCAGUGAAGGGGAUAUAGAGGGGUGUUCAGACAAACAGAUAGUAAGAGACUCCGGCUUCUAGGAGAGUUGUAAACUUCCCUUCCUUAUAAACCAAAGAUUAUCUCAUCAACGCUAGACAACCCAAUACAAUUAACGUCUCGGCCAGUUGAAAACAAAGUUGAGUCAAUAGUUUAGAGGUGCAGGGAAACAGUGUUCUGGACACUUGGACUGAAUGAUAUAAUACCGGAAAUAUUUUCUUUACUGUACGUUGCUGCGAAAAUGCUAAAAAUUUUCAGGUAGGCGAUUAAAACGGGGUGUCUACAAUACUUGCAUUUGAUAAAAACGGUCAAACUAAGGCCGACUGGUCUUGAAAACUUAUCAGCUAGAAGACGCAGUAAGCGGAAAGUGGGAUAAAUAAUAGAUUAAAAUACUGCAAAAUUACUCUAGUCUUGUUCGAAACAUAAUUAUUCACUUUUCGUUUCACACGCAACCAAAUUAAAGUUAACUAGAGGUAAAAAAAAAAAUGAAUCGAGGAGAAGCUGAUACUAUGCUGUAAAUUCAAAAGACCGGACCGUUUUGGUGAGCGAAAUGCCUAUUUCGGCUAUAGCUAAUUAGUGGCAAAAUAGCCGAAUUUAUAAUAACCGGCAAAUAAUUGCACCCACUGGUUGAAGUGAAUCCUUGAGAAAGUAGCUUGCGAAUCUCGGCAGCCGUCACCCAUCGUUCCUCGCUCCUCGCUUCUCGCAGCAAGGUACGUUUCGCGAAACUUUUAGCUGCGAGGAGCGAGGAGCGAGCAGAGAUGGCUGUAUUGUAGGCGAUUGAUCUGAGAAGGCUGAAUUUCUCCAUAAAUUAGGUUUGACAAUCUCGCGGCUCCAGUCGCGCCCAUAGCUGUUUACAACCACGCACGGCUAGUUUCCCGCGAAAAGUGUCAUAUUUCCGUGAGUCUCGUGUGUCACCGCACCGUGAAAAAAUAAAAUUGGAUGAAGUCGAACUCAGAGGCUCAUCCUUCGACCGUUUUCCUUUUUUCCUUUACGUCCAUUUUUACAAUUUUACAGCCGCUGGGAUCUGGGGAUCAUGAAAUAAAAGUUAAUGAAUUACUCGACUGAGACUGAGCAUGAAGCGAUGGGACAAAGACAGCGAAAGGGUUUAUCUUUGCGAGUGUUCUUUUUUUUUUUUUGUCGUCAUACAUCCCACAUUUAAGCAUGGACCUUGAAAAGAGUCGACGAUUAAGCGUUCUGUGGAGGAUUUGGAACUUUUCGAUGAUCAGCGCCGAAAAAGUGCCGGGAUCCUUUGAUUUUUGUCAUCACCGUGGAGUGGAUUUCGCCAGUUAAGCACCGCGUGCAAAAGCGAUGACCUUAGUAGCAACUAACGAGGAAUGCUUCACUUCCGAAAUUUGAGAAAUUGCAGUCUUCCUGUACAACUGACUUGUAUCACCAUGAGAGUUGCCUGAUAAAACUGGCACUUGAAAAGUUGACCAGAAGACAACAGUUGCUCGACAGUGAAGCUAACUCAAAAGUAAUUUGCCAACAGAGGAAUUUGUGACAUCGCGCUCCAGUCCAAAGACCCACUUAUCUCAAGAAAAACAAAAUGGCUUGUAUCUGUGCCAAAAGAAUUAUGACUGACUAACAGGACAAUUCUCAGCAGUUAAUGUAGAAGUUUAGGCUCAAUUCCUUCCUUCGAAUUCGCAUCUGUAGAUCACUUUUGUGCGAGGAAACAAUGGCUGGGCCCGGCGUUACAACAUAGCAGGGAAUCAUCACACUAGCUGACGGACAAAACAACCACAAGGACUACAAGUAUUUAUUCAGAUAAACGCAUUUCGGAAAAAAAACCUUGAAAAACUAGAAAUUUGAUUAAUAUUGAGUCAUUUAGCCGAAAUAAGAACCUUGACGCUCAAAAAAAUUGGCUAACACGCGUUUCGCACGACAAGCUAAGUCCUCAUCCACUCGUAUCCGGAAUUUUUUUUUUUGAAAAAGGACACUUUCCUGGUUUCUAUUUUUCUUCAAAAAAGUACCCAUAGAUGUACACAUAGCCUUGUCAAAUCAUUCUUGCCCAUGAACCCGAAAACCAUAAAAUGAUUAUAGCCGAAUACGAUAGCUUCCCUUACGUACAGCGUGGCUGUAAGAUGUAUGACAUCUUAUAUUCGAAGAUCCGUUUUCGGCAGUCCACAUGAAAACGAAACUCCGGCGUUUUCACAAAUCUCCACUCUGGCACCCGUUUUCAAAGUCCUGCACCCGAAAACACCGUGACAUGUGCAGGGAAGGCUAAACGGAGAAAAAAAAAUAUUCUUUUUUGAAAACACCUGAGAACGUGUCAAGGAACAUAAAGGCGGGAAGUAUUCGUUUGUUUCAUUGCGUCACUCCUGAAAGACAAUAAUUUGAAUUCAUGUACAUCACUGUAGAAUUUCAAGCGGUAAUUUGCAUGCAAUUGACUCAUUUCAAGGCGAUCUUUAAAAAAAAUCAAUUUAUUUCUCAAGCGUAAUCGUUUCUCCUUCUAAGGCCCCAGUUCAUAUGGAGAAAAUUUGUCCGGGGUAGAAGGGUCAUCCGCUAGCCUGCGUAGCUGCCGUUUUUUAUUGUUAUUAUUUUUUUGGCCGUUUUUUUUUUUUUUUUCAUUUGUGGUUCGUAAAGCAAUAGAUUCAGCCGCGUGAAUGAAGCUGAACCGAAGAUAAAAAAAAGAGCACGAUCGGGGUGGCCUUCUUCCCUCGCCCCUCCCCCAUUGUUUUCUGUUUUGACCACGGUUCAGCUUUCGCGCGGCUAUAACUCUUACUUUGCAAACCACAACUGCAAAAUAAAAAACACACCUUCAAAAAACCGACAGCUACGCAGGCCAGGUCACCCGCCUACCAUAGCUACUCCUGCCCGUGGGCAAGCAAAAUUUUUCUGCAUUUCCUUACAAAACGUGGCGAACUAUUUAUAUAAGGAACAAAAAGUUGGCUCGGCUUGAAGGUAGAUCAUGACCCGCCUAGAUGAAACCCGCCUAGCCAGGUGAGCUAAAGUUGACUCUCCAGGGGGGAAGGUGACCCUCCUACACCAGUCGACAGAUUUUUUUCCAGUUUGAAAAUUAAAAGUAUAUGUUUCAGAUUGGUCUGGAGGGAGUCAUCAAUCAGCGCUUGCCCAAUUACGUACACCGGAUUGUGAUUUCUUAAGAAAGCGAUUUCUUUAGUCAUGCUGGCAUUUCGGUUCAAUUGUGCAGUGGUGUGUCUCACCUUACAUUUUUCUUCUUUCUCCAGGCCUCAGAAUUCAGGUUUGGCCUCGAAAGAUCGACAGAUUGGCAGUUCACAGGGCGCAAAGUUCAGUUCAGUCUCACAAUAGACAUCCCUGAGUCCACCCCCCUUAGAGCCAAAAUCAAACUUCCCUCCUUUGGCGGCCCAAUAAUGCGACUCACAGAAGCUAAGUACUCUUCAGUCAGCGAGCACCUCACCUCUAGCGUCAACACAACCACAAUGACGUCCACAGCAAACGACGGUCUGAACGACAUAGCGUUCUUUGAACUCGGGAACAUAACGCGGAGCCCAUCUGUGAACAAUACUGAAAUCAAGAUCGAUUUUGAGGUGCAGCUAUUGAAUCAUGCCAAUAUUACUAAUGGAGGUGCACAGUGGGUGAGCGUGGGUGCAGAGUACAUAAAUCAGUCCGUAUGGGCAGCACAGAUGGCGAUCAAGACCAUCAACACAGCAGUCAGCAGACCAGAUUUGAAGGUUUCACUCUGGCCCGACAAUGACGGUUAUAACAUACUAUUGGGGUAUGGUAUUCUCAUUCAGAUUGUUAAUUCCCAUUUACUAAAUUUGAUUCUCCUGAUUCGAAGGAAUUUUGCCUGAAAAUCCUGGAAAUAAACUAGCCCUGAAUUCUGUAUUGUGGGGCCGGAGUAGCAAUUGUUACUGACUAGAUCGAAGUAUACUCUUCAAUUUCUUAAUUAAAAGUUAUCUCGAGUGAAAUGAUAGUUUCAUAGGUUUCUCGUGUUCUGAUAUCUAUGUACCUGCAGAAAGCGUAUUUCUAUUUACUCGGGGAUACUAGUCUUCACUUGAUAUUCAUAAAUUUUCUUCCACUCUUUUACAUCCUCUUCUGUAAAACAAUGCGUCCUCUUGUCUCUCGUGAAAUUAAAGAUCCCUAGGGGAGGGGGUACUGUGAAGUACUUACCAUUUACGUGGGGAAUCUGGAAAUUCUUGUUGGAAAAUCAAAUGUUUCGCGCCUUUUGGGAAGCUUCAGAAAACAUGGGUUUUGAUUUGAGGACAUGCAGUUUUUCUACUCUUUUUAGUCUGUUGAGCUGAUUUGGGUAUAAUUUUAGCGGGUCGUUCUCCCAUCCUUGACGUCAAAUUUUAUAGUUUUAUGUUUAUGGACAUGAUUUCCACCCGGAUGGUUUGUGUAAAUGGUAACCACUUGAGAACACAUUUAAAAUUGAUAACUAAUUGUGUUGAUAGUAUAUAAGAUCGUGAAUGGACUUACAGUACGGACACUCAAACCGGGACACUUGCAAGAAGAUUGGCCAAUCACAACGUUAGCUGAAAACAAAAGAUUCUCUCUUUUUUUUUUUUGCAAACGGACCAAUAACAUUUGAGCGCUCUUUCCUGAGAGGGCUGGGCUGGCAAGGCAAAACGGUUUUAAAGUUUCAACGGUUGCAUAGUUGAACCUUGAAUUUUAUUGGUCCGUUUGCAAAAAAAGAAAAAAAGAAAACUUAACAAUCUUGUGUUUUCAGAAAUCGUUGUGAUUGAACACAGAAAACGUUGGACAAUCUUCUUCCAGUUGUCCCAGUUUGAGUGUCCGCACCGAAAAUGACCGACCUCAUUUGGAAUGGAAAAGGAGAUUUCAAGUAAUUUGAUUUGCGAAUCAUGACGUAUAAUCUGAUUUCGUUUCUACUUUUAACAUAUAUAACUGAUUAUUAUUGUUAUUGUUUUCUAAAAAAGGGGACAAACAAAAUUCCGCCUGACACUGAGUCAUUCGAGCGUGACAACUGAAGAGAUAGAAAGUGGGAUUAUUGAAUGGCCUCUGCCCCCUGUCUUGACACUAAACAGUUGGAAAACAGUGGGACAAUCCAUUAGCAUCACUGAAGUGCUCAACAGUACCACGAUGGUGAUUUUUAAGGUUAUAAAGAGAUAAAGUUGUUGAUUCUGCGUUAUAUUGACACAUCAAAUUAUGAAUAAAUACGGCAUUUCAUUGGCCCCAUGUUAGGGAAUCCAACACAGCCUUGGAUUCUAGAUUCCACUCCAUAAAUUCCGGAUUCUAGGUACUGGAUUCCAGUCAGUGGAACUUGGAUUCUGGUUUCCAAUCGUUUGUGGGAUUCCGGAUUCCUUGAGCUGUAUUCUGGAUUCCAAAGCCCAGGAUUUCGGACUCCAGAAGCAAAAUUUUUCCGGAUUCCGGAAUCCGAAUUCCUUUACAUGGGGCGACCAGUACUAAAAACGUACUUGCUGAUUCCAGGUUUUGACUCAUUUCAACGCUGUUAUUCCAAACGUUUUACUCGCUCAGAGAAAAGCUGUGACUCCCUGCUUAGCGCUAUAUAAUUGUUUCGUUUUUAUCACCUUAAACUAUGAAUUGAAGAGUAUUUAGGUCCUGCCUUGUUUUCCUCGAAUUUUUCUUUAUUACUACAUGCUUAAUUGAUACAACUGGAAUUUUUGCUUUGUUUUUGAAAAAUUUCUUGGCUUCCGUGACUUUAGACCUGAACGUUUAAGUCACGUUGAUUCCCUGGGACGAAGAAUUUGUUGAAAGGUCUAACACUUAUGACGCACAUGUAUUUUUUUCUUGUUACGUUACCUUUUCAGUUUGGACCUAUGAAGUUUUGGGAGACGAUCGACCUGGAAGUAACGUUCGACAUUGGUUUGCACAAGAGAAGAGCCGAUGGCAAAGUACAUGAUUUAACCACUCAUGUAAACGUCAAGUACAAUGGGUCAGUGGGAACAUGCAGCUCGUUCUCAGGCUCUCGCGAGUUCACUAACGACGGGCCAGCCACAGUUUCUGUCAAGUAUUAUGUCCCACGUAAGUUUGAAACGAGCUGCCAGUAAAGCCUCAAUCCUUAAUGGGGGUAUUUGCUAUUCGCUUUUACCAAGAAUCAACUCGAGGGUUAAUAGGCAGGGUAGUGUAACUGGAUAUCAAAAUUAAAACAGUAAACUUAUCGUUAGGGCAGGAAGAGUGAUGGAAAAAAAUAGAGAAGAAAACAAAUAUAAAGAGGUGAAUUUGAUAUCAGUACCCGUUAUUGUAGGAAAAUACCGCUGGGCAAGCUAAUAAUUAACUCGAAUGAAGGGUUCCUUAUAAGGAAAUUAAUGCGAAAGACUAAACCAAAGGCUAAUAUUUCCAGAUGAAGACAAUUAAAACUUUAAUUCCACAAUUCGAAAAAAGUACUCAGUUUUGCACCUUGCCAAAUAGUGACUCAAAAUAUUUUUAAAAACUUUCUUAAAUGUAAACUAUGAAAUGAAAGUGUUAGACAAUUACUCUCAGUUCUUAGCUAUGCCAUUGAUGUUUCCUUUUUUGCUAUUUUGUAGUGGGUUCAUGUGACCAGGCCCUUGGUAUGAAGGAUGGGAGCAUUGCUGAUUCCCAGAUCACUGCUUCCUCAUAUGCUAUGGGCGGGGAACCACAUGAGGGAAGACUGAAUGGCAACAAAACUUGGAUACCUUAUGGCCAGCUUGCGUAAGUCAAAUGUUGAUUUGUAGACCCUGAAGUGCGUCUUUUGAUUAUUCGAAGUGAAGUUUAGCAGUAAGACUUAAUUGAUUGUAAAAAUGAUUGGAAGUUAGGGCAGACUGAAAACGGAGCUGAGGGAAGGCGGGGAAGGUAGGCCGGGUAGGAGUUGAUAAAACGAACGAACGGUCAAGCGAACAGACGAACUGGGGAACAUAUUAGGCAGAUUGUGAGAAAAAUAUGGACCAGGAAUGAAACGUUGGGGGAAGAAGUGUAGAUUCAUUGUAGGAUAGACCGAUAAGUAAGUUCGAAUAAUGGUACUCGGAGAUUUAGAAUUUUACCUGAUUAAUCAUAAGUGAUUUUCAAUUUCUUUUUCCUACAGGCAGGCAAAACACCAGUAUCUUGAGGUUAAUUUUACUUGCAAAGUCAAGAUUAAUAGGCUUGUCACAAAGGGUCACGGAGAAAACUACGUCAAGAGUUUUUUCCUGUUUUACAGCAAAGAUGGCGUUAUUUUUAAACCUUACAAGCUGGGCAGCAAAAACAUGGUAAGCGAACUUCCCUGGGAUGACCUUUUUAAUAAUAAAAUUCUAAUAAUCCAGUUUGAGAAUGUUUGUCCGCCGCGAGGUGGAUUGGAUGGCUUUCACUUCUUACACAAAUCGCUACCGUGCGAUUCCAUGAGUGAACACAGUUAUGUAAAGACUGACCCCUCCGCUGAAAGUAAAUCAUGUAAUUUACUCCUUUUAGUUGUCCACUGAAACAAAUGCUGAAAUAUUUUUUGCAAUGAUCGUCUCAGUAAAUACGUAGACAUUGUUUUCUCGGUGAGUAUACUAGGAGGAGAAAUACUUUGCAACUGAAUUUUGUUGUUCCAUGCUGCUUUAUCAUGACACUAGAAUAUUGUAAGAAAACAUCGUUAGGCAAAUUAAAGCAAAACAAAGUCAAACCUCUCAACAUCUGAAGGCGUUUAUCCCUUAACUAUCCCACUAUCCCAUUAAGUAUUUUUGAAAAGAUACAAGUCUAACUAAGACCUGUAUCUGUCAACGAAGAAAAAAAACACGUGCCUUUUGCAAAUACCAUCUUUGCAUGCUGGCCUUCAGCGCUAACUGUCGGCAAUCUACACCUGUAUAGAGUUAAUUAAAACUUUCUUCAUGCAUGCACCUUCAAUGAACACUCAAGUUUUUAUUUUUGUACUAAUUGUUGCUGCUGCUUGUUUACUUUAGGUUUUUCCCGCCAACACCAAUGGUAACAAUCCAGCGGUCAUUAUCCUACCGGUGCCCAUAGAGGCAGUGGCUGUCCGCGUUAGCCCUAAUGACUGGGAAAACAGCAUUGCCCUUAAACUGGAGUUUUACUGAUGUAACCUGAUUUGCCCUUUUACUCCAGGUAAGGAGAAUGUUUCUGUUCCCUUGUCGUGUUACUACCCACAUUUACUUAUUAUUAUUAUUAUUAUUAUUAUUAUUAUUAUUAUUAUUGUGUCAAACAAAAUUCUCUGAUUUGAUUGGUUCGUAGCCCUUAUCUAUUGCUUAAUUUUGCUGAUGCAGUGCCAGCUGAGUACUGUCCAAUUUGACCUGUCCAUGUAGAAGCUGCUUGCACUCAGACAUGUCAAAUCGGAAAGUUGAACAGCCACUGAAAAUCGAGCAUCAAAUGUUGUUAGCCCGGCAGUAAGGCUAAUGUUUAACUAAUUAGUCCAUGCUGACCAACCAAAACCAGGAAAACAUUAGUAAGCAAGUUUUUCAGUUCUGUUUGACACAUUCAUGUUUUUACAAAAUGUAUUAUGAAUAGAAAAUGUCGUUGGAGCUCCAUAUUACGAAAUGUUGUAAGCCAUUGUUUUGGCUUUAGAAGCUGUAAACCGAUCUACUAAGAAGAUCGUAUUUUCAUGUUAAAAUCUCAAGAUUCUCGCACUUGUUAUUGACACAAACAUUGUUAAUAGGACUUCGUGUCAUACAUUUCAGGGAAAUCAAAUUCGUAAUUUCAAUUCGUACACGCGCUACAAAUAGUAGCAAACGAUUGGAAAUACAAAUAGUUCAAUACUUUCAAACCUUCCAGCGACCUGCCAUGCAAAACGCCAAGGUUCUGCAGUCGCUUAUGGAAGUGGUCGAUUACGAGAAGUUCCAGCUUUAUUGCUUUGGUAGCUAAAAACGCAGUUUGGAAAUUUGGAUUAGCUAGAUGGGUGGUCGCGCAGCCAGGGGAAGUUCGACUGUAAUAUAUUUAGUUUAAAAGAAUAAUAAUUUACAAGAAGUUGUAAUUUUAUUCAUGCAGGACCGUUGAAGUUUACCAGUCGUGGAUAUCUAUUGAACGAACGCAACGACACUAUGUACGCUUGCAGCCUUUCUCUGGAGAGGUAAGUGACUUAGAAAUGAACUUCUCCUCACCAUUAACUCGAAGUAGGUUUCGAGUUUUUAAACAGUGAAUUACAUCAGUGUUUCUAUAAUUCUGUGUUUUCACUCACGUGGCCAGAAUCUAUGCAAAUUUAUUGGAACAAAGCGUUUACAUAAGAAAAGAGUUCCACUCCCACGGGACCGGUUUGGGACACAAACAUGGCCGCCAUGACGUCAUGCGAAAACACACAAUAGUAACACAAAGUACAAGUCUAUUAUUUCAGUGUGACAGUGCAGCCAAGAGGUCAGUGCGAUAUGGGGAACUGCUUGAUGAGUAUAGAAACUAACUUAACAGAAAUAAAGACGCUUUAUGAUUAGCCUGCGCCAUAGACGAAACUGAACUCAGGUUAACUCGGGUCCGUCUGCGAGACAGCCAUGAUUGGCCUGUUAAAAAAGAGAUUGUCGAUUUGCCAAUCAGUUUGAAAAGAAAUUCGAAACGCAUUUCCCAUAAUUCGUUGGAUUCUCGUUGGGACCCAGAACAAGAAUUUCGGCGCUGCUCAGUCGCAGACGGUUACUAACUGGGGUUAAAUUACGUAUGCGACGCAGGCGCUUAAUGACUCCUCGAUCAUUUUUUAAACAAUUUUCUUGUUUUUACCAUGUUUCUUAGCUGCAAAAGGGGAUCUUCUACCUGUUUCUUCAGCAUUGACAGAGGUGCCUCAUGGACAGGUAGGAGUCUUAAAAGACUGCAGCAGGCUUCGUUGUUAUGCUCUCUAAAUGCAUGUGUAAUUUCUUUUAUAUUCCCUUUUCUGCAACCUAAGUUAUGCCCUACCGACCACCUAAAACUUUCUCAGUCAAAUCUGGUUUUAUCCUGACCGAGUUGAAAAGUAAACCCCAUAAGUAGAACGAAUAAGGUCUUUCCAAACUCCAGCGCACACAAAAUACUCCAAAAAUUCGAGUGAGAUCUAUCACUGUCUUCCGCCUCGUCUUAUGAUCGAGGCUUAGUUUCCAGCCGUGGGUGUCUCGAUGCGCUUGCGGUACGUACUCCCCACUCUACUUGUAGUAGUAGUAGCAGCCGUCAGUUUUAUUUCUCUCUGUAGGCUAUACAUGUUUAUAGAAACAGAUAAUUCAUUGAUUAAGAACUAACUAAAGAGAAACAGGACAAAAAUAGUGAAACUAAUACGUUGCCCUAGUAGAUGGAAUAAUAUAAAAUAUUUCUAAUUAAGUGGAUACAUUGGAUAUUUCGUGAUUCCACGGAGUUAAAAUGCUAGUGGCCAUCUUGCUGUCGCGUUGCCCCUUUAUGACCCUGUCGGUUACUAAUGUACUGCCCCAACCCAGAUUUUCGCGGUCAUAAAGAAGCAUUUAAGAAUAAACCGCGUCGGGAUUAACUCAGUUAGUAGAGCACUUGACUGUAGAGCGCAAGAUCACAGGUUCGAUUUCCGGGGCCGGAACAAUACUCAGAAAUAAUAUCUGCAGAAAAAUGAAGGUACUUCCUUUUCCAAACGGCCAAGCCUUGGCGUGACUCGGAUGACCACAUUAAAUGGCGUUCCCGUCUCUAGCACGAGAUUGAAAGACAGUGUCUUCAAAGAGCACUUUCAAGCUAAAUACAGUGACACUCAAAUAAAUUAAUACAACUAGCCCUGCUCGUUACCACGCUUUCUAAUUGGUUUACUUGUGACUUCGAAAAUCUACUUUUCACGAGAGCUAUAAAACUGUUCAAUUCAUUGAACAUCUAGAAGGCUUCCACUUUGGGAGGUUAACCGUAUCACUCCAGAAAAAAUGGCAAAUGAAGAAAGAAAAUUAUUGCCUGUCAAAAGUUCUGCGAAAGAGAUAUUAUUUGAAUGAUAACAGAUGCAGAGGUUAAAGGGAACCUCCACUUCAACAAAAAGAUAACUUUAAAUCACAGGAAAUAACUGUUACAGUCAAGUCAAUCUAAAAUAUUUUUAAAGAAAGCGUUUGUAUCUGAAAGAAAUAACUUUUAGAUUCGCCUAUUUUUGUUUUCAAAUUUUGCGGGCGUCGCCAUCUUGAAUAAGUGUGACGUGUAAUGGUUGCCCUAUUGUUAUUAAACAAAAGCUCUUUGUGUCAGAACAAUAGAGCAACCGUAACACGUCACAAUUAUUCAAGAUGGCGGCGCCCGCGAAAUUUGAAAGUGAAAAUAAGCGAUUUUAAAAUUCACUUUUCCUGAUAUAAACACUAUUUUUAAGACAAAUUUCGAACAAAUUUGUUUAUCAACAUAAUUUUACUCGAUUUAAACUUAUUCUGUAGUAAGAGUGGAGGUUCCCUUUAAGAUGACAAUCAUCUCACCAGAGCUCAGUUUAAAUGGUCAAAAAUAAAAUAUUUAUUCUAUUGUAAAAUACUUAGAUUGUUCACAGUCCCUAUUCUUAAAGUGUUCAAACGAAAAUUAAUCAGUGUGCUCUUCGAAAUAUUAAAAGACAAAGAUGAUUACCUUGAUGCAACCAUGAUAACACGAGAAAUAAAAUCGCGAAAUCCUAAACCUUAGCCUCUUUCACAGGUUGCAUUAAACAGAUUUGUCUUUCUUGCUUUUGAAUUCAUUACACAUAUUUCUUCUUUUCUUUUUCUUUGGUUUUUACCCAUUAUAAUAUAUUUGUAAUAGAAUUUGAAAUAGAAUUAAUUUGGCACGCCUCGACUAGCGUUUUCUUGCUAACUGCGUGCCAAAAAAUUGUACUUGUAAUAUUAUGAUAAUAAAUGUCUUGUCUUGUCUUGUCUUGUCUUCCGUAAGAUCGUCCAGAAUCGAGAUCGAAGGCUUUGCGUUACGGGUGUCCAUCUUGGAUUAGUGUCAAAUCAGAUAUAAACCCCGACGCCCGCCCUCUCGGUAGAUAUGAAACCAAGAUGGCCCCCGUCCCGAUAUUACAGGGGCGGAUCCAGAAAAUUCAGAAAAAGGGUGACCGGGACACUUGCCCACUUGCUAUCUAGAUACUUUUUAUUUAUCUGGGAGUUCUAUAAAAAUAAAACAAAAUUUCAAGGAAAAAGGGGUGGCCGCGACCCCCUCGGCCCACGCCUAAAUUAGCCCUUGUUAUAAAGCGCUCGAUCCUGACGAUCUUACGAAAAAUUAGGUCACUGCAAACAGUCUAUAAAAUACUGGGACAACUUAUGCUGAUUUUAUUUAAUACAAUCCCAAUCACUUUUCCCUCCUUUUUUUCACAGCAAUGCAUCAUAGCGUACUUUCACUCCUCGGAUAUGAUGUUGCGGUUGGCAACUGGUACGGCGUUAGCAAGGAUGGGAACGCGAUCGUGAAAAGUUCUUCUCAUUCCUCCAAGUUCAUUGGUGCCGCAUUGAGUGAGUGGGAUGCCGCGAAAGUAAAGGAUACCACAAUUCCUGCUGAAAUGAUUGAAAAUCACUGGGCUAUCACCAAUAGCACCCUGAAUCCACAUAUUGUGCGUGAUUCCGAUGCAAACACCAAGUGGGGAGGUCAGUAUAUUAAUGCCCGGUGCUUCAACUGAAUCAGAGAGAAUUAUUUCCCUGGUAUUACCAAGUCUCUGACAACUGCUAUUUGGUCAACGCUGAGUCCUCUUUUCUCGAUUUGGUAAGCUAUUCCCUGAAUAUUACUAAAAUGACUACACCUCCUUGUUUUUAAUUCCAGUGUCUGCUAAAGGCAUUCACGUGCAAGAGUCGUCAAUCUGGAAGCUGAAGGCGGUUUGGAUGUGCUCUGGUCCGUAUUAAAAUGGCUCAUUUACCUUUCUGUAACAAGAAACACGUACCUUACUCAAAAGUUACUGUUGAAAGUGAAUAUAUGUUAACACGUAAUAAACCAUAGCAUACAGCCCACCAAAGACGUACGCUUUCCAAUGUAGGGUGCUUUCGAUUGACCAUAUAUCAGGAAUAGGAAUACACCGUUAGACUAAUCCUGAAUACCCGUUUGUUUGACUCUUUUUAUUUCAAAUUCGGACUCAGUAAGUGGAAUGUAUUCCACACAUUCUGCUGCGGGGAGCAGAAUGACGGCAUUUCUCUGCGUCGCACUGGGGGAGUGAUUCACAAAUAACUUGCAAAGAAAAACACUUAGCGGACUUCGUUGUUGAAAAUUAACCAUAUUUAAAUCUAACAAAUACGAGACACUCAGCAGAAAAGGGUAAUUGCUGAAGCAGAAAAGAAAAUCUUUGCCAUAUUUCCUUAAAUGACAGACUGACGUGAAAGCGUAAUUGUUCAAGAAAUUGUUCAGUCGGUAUAAACCCUCCAUUGCGAACAGCUUUCUCGGGCUUCUUGAAUAUAACAUUCAGCCAACUGUCUUUUCUUUUUCUGUUUUUCAAUUUCUUUUUUUUAUGUAAUAAGCUCAAUCGAACGCACCCUUAAUCAUUUGAUAUUGUAACUAGAUGAUAUUAGCUAAAAGGCAAUAGAUUAUUUUACAGUAUUGUGCGCCUAGUACGCCAGCCUUUAAGAGAAAGCUAGAUUGGAACUGGCCUUGUUUUGAUACGAACCCUCCCUGCUAUUAAAACUUGUUUACUGCAAACUCCUCUAGAUUAGAAUAAAAGCCCAAUCCCACUUUUUUCAUAGUAUUCGUUUAGUUUUGGUGUUUUAACUCAACACACCCUGUUCCUUAUCGAUGUUGCAGUGCGAUCUUUAGGAUUAAACGGGCACGCAUUUUCAGGGACCCAUGGGCAGUAAGCCGGGAGAUUGGCAAAAAUAGGCGCAAUUUUUAAAAGACUGCCGUCAUGUUUUUUCUCUCGCCUCUAACCGAACGACUGCCCCACGGUUAAUAGGAUCUGGUAUCUGGUCAUAACUUUGUCAAAACUGUGAACUAGAUUUUCUUCUUCAAGAAAAUUUGCUGUAAUUAACUCUAAGAGGUAAAUUCUAAAGGAAUAUAAAAGAACGGGGACGCAAUAUCAGAACUUGGAGAAGUUAGGCUAAUCUUUUGGUGGCUGUAUUUAUCAUUUUUCUAACAUAAUCGUAAUUUUACGCCUUAAGGGCUUAAUUCUUUGACUUUUAUUAGUCUUAGUAGUAGUAGUAAAAAAAAAAACAAAACCAAGAAAAAACUUUGUUACUCAGUUACUAGUGGCUUAGUAUGGAUUUUAACAGUGCAGUUUUUUGACCAAGGAUUUUGUCGCUUAGUUCUUAGUUAAGUUGUUGAUUUGUUUUCUUCCAACAAUCAGAAGUGACCAUAAUUGUCUUUUGAAAGUAACAGAGUAGUUAUGUAGGCGUGAUGAUCGACAUGUUCUUUUAGAAGAAAAUUCAGUGUUUAUUUAAUCUUUUUUAAACUCACGUUUCAGGCGCUGGUGAGUGAUUCCGAGUCAUUGUGAAGUUGUUAGUAUGACAUUAAAAAGUGCUCACUAAACUC